GUACCUAUAUGUGUGUGCGCGCGCGCGGAAUAGCGGAAUGCAUCUAGCCAGUGGCACGUCCCUGAAUUGCUCUUCUCUUCGUGUUGAGUUCAGCCAUUUCUGUCUGCACUCUCAGGUUUUUAUUAGAUUUGUUCUCGAAACCUUGUUAUUUGUUGUUCUGGUUGAUUGAUUCAUUGAUGGAACUUCAUCUGGAUCUUUGAAGGCAGGGAGGUGAAUUUCAAUUGUCAGUAGAUAUGGUUUCCUUUGAAAUGAAUGAUCGCAAGAAGAUUGGCCUAGGACUGACAGGAUUUGGGAUAUUUUUCUCAUUCCUGGGAAUUGUAUUCUUCUUUGACAAGGGAUUACUUGCCAUGGGAAAUAUCCUGUUCUUCUCAGGAGUAACUCUCACCAUUGGACUCAAGUCAACCAUGCAAUUCUUUAUGAAACGUCAAAAUUUUAAGGGAACAAUUUCUUUUGGUUUAGGGUUCUUCUUUGUUAUCAUAGGAUGGCCAAUCAUUGGCAUGAUAUUGGAAGCGUAUGGUUUUGUUGUUCUUUUCAGUGGCUUCUGGCCAACAUUGGCAGUCUUUCUUCAGAAAAUUCCAGUUCUUGGAUGGUUAUUUCAGCAACCAUAUGUCAGAUCGUUCUUCGACAAAUACCGGGGUAGACGUGUACCGGUUUGAGCAGGGAAGUUAUAAAUCUGUUGGUAGGUGAAAUUGUAAGUUGUAAACCACUCUUGGUUGGAGUCCUAGUUUUUUGUUCAGGUGGCGAGAGUAGAAACU
Messenger RNA from Cucurbita pepo subsp. pepo (vegetable marrow), 755 nucleotides. RefSeq names its product vesicle transport protein GOT1. The record is from RefSeq and is a predicted model, not a curated record. NCBI's taxonomy places the organism in Eukaryota, Viridiplantae, Streptophyta, Magnoliopsida, Cucurbitales, Cucurbitaceae. Gene Ontology annotation, biological process: endoplasmic reticulum to Golgi vesicle-mediated transport; retrograde transport, endosome to Golgi.